AUGGCCGAGGCGGCCGAGGCGGCGCAGCACGUGCAGGAGAAGGCCGCGCAGGCCGUGCACGACGCUGGAGAGAAGCUGAAAGGAGCGAGCCCCACGAGCACGGUCUCGACGGCAGCCUCGUCCACGGCCGAUGCGUUCCACAGAGUGGAGCACAAGGUCGAGGAGGUGCCCCACGGCGCCCACCGAUCAUGCGGGAGCACGUUCAGGAACCACUAUUCUGGGGAAUUCGACCUCCUUGCGUGGCACAAGGACGAAGCGACACUGCUGCAGGAGGCAGCGAAGGCAGGCGUUCAGAAGGGUGUGGAUGCGGUCUCCACGGCCGAGGAGACCGUGAGCGACAACAUUCCGCCUUGGAUGCAAUCGAGAUCGAAGGCAUCCAAAGGGGACAAGGACUGCGUACACAGCACCCGGCACUGCGAGUGCAAUUUGGGAGACGCGCUCGGCAGGAUGUUCCACAAGACCGAGGCCGCGGCGGGGCACGCCGGGCAGGCCGUGAAGGGCGCGCAGGGCGCGGCGGCACAGGCCGGGCAGGCCGUGCAGGGCGCGGCCGCACACGCGGGGCAGGCCGUGCAGGGCGCUGCCGACCAGGCCCGGCAGGCCGUGCAAGGCGCGGGCCACUAG
Molecule: messenger RNA, 621 nt
Organism: Prorocentrum cordatum
Lineage: Eukaryota; Dinophyceae; Prorocentrales; Prorocentraceae
Source: the annotation of a GenBank genome assembly